Cuscuta campestris is the source of this 701-nucleotide messenger RNA. The record is from the annotation of a GenBank genome assembly. NCBI's taxonomy places the organism in Eukaryota, Viridiplantae, Streptophyta, Magnoliopsida, Solanales, Convolvulaceae.
CUGCGAGAAGAAAAGAAGAAAAAAAAAGAAGAGCUCUUUCAUUAUAAUUAAGAUUUUCAUUAUAAUUAAGAUGAUGCAGAUCUUCGUGAAAACGUUGACGGGGAAGACGAUCACUGUUGAUCUGGAGAGCCACCUGGACUCCAUUGAUGACGUCAAGGCCAAGAUCCAUCUCAAAGAAAGAAUUCCGCCGGAGGAGCAGCGGCUGAUCUUUGCCGGAAAACAGCUUGAAGACGGAACAACCAUUGCUCACUACAACAUCCACAAUGAAUCAAGCCUGGAUCUGGCGCUGAGACUUAGAGGAGGGGGACUCGGGAAGAUCAACAUUGAACCCACUCUUAAGGCACUGGCUGAGAAAUUCAAGCAGCACAAGUUAAUCUGUCGCAAGUGUUAUGCUCGUCUGCCUCUGAAAUCCACAAACUGCAGGAAGAAGAAAUGUGGUCACAGCAAUGAGUUGAGGCCCAAGAAGAAGCUCGCCCAAACUCAAUUGACCUAGAUGCAUUCCAAGGAGUGUAUGAUGAUGAUGUCAGCGAUUGAGUCUCUUGUUAGGUUCAAUUCGGUCGUCUUUUAAUAUCUAUUUACAAUAAUUAGUGAGGGGGUGAUUUGUGUAAUAAUGUCUUUGACAGAGUAUGAGAUCCUUAAAUUAGCUUUGUUUGUUUGUUCUAAUUGCGUCGUACGGAGUCCUUUGUAAUGCAAAUUUCGAU